Morone saxatilis (striped sea-bass) is the source of this 4105-nucleotide messenger RNA. It is a transcript of the gene rtn2b, whose product is annotated as reticulon 2b. The transcript is spliced from 7 exons. The coding region runs from base 109 to 753 and encodes 214 amino acids. NCBI's taxonomy places the organism in Eukaryota, Metazoa, Chordata, Actinopteri, Moronidae. The record is from RefSeq and is a predicted model, not a curated record.
CCAGGCCUUAUAUUGCUGACGGAGCUGGGGUGGCCAAAAAAAGCCUGGGGUGCAAGCCAACAGUGGAAGCGCAAGGAAGAGAGCAGAGCAAGCAGGAUCGCCGCUGAAAUGGCCACCAAACUUAUGGAUCUGGUGUAUUGGCGGAGCGUGAGGAGGACUGCUGUGGUGUUCACAGGCCUGGUGAUCGGUCUGGCCAGUAUGUUCCAGCUCAGUGUUAUCACCGUGCUCUCCCACGUAUGUCUGGGUGCCAUGUGUGUCACCUUCCCCCUCCGUCUCUACUAUAAACUCCUGGAGCUGCUGCGCUGGAACCCCGGGGUCCACCCCUUCCAGUCGUAUCUGGAUAAUGACGCCUCUCUGACAGAUAAGGAGACAGUGAUGCUGGUAGAGGAAGUGGUGCUACUGAUUGCAUUUGCCUUCACAGAGAUCAAACGCCUGCUUUUCAUCGACAGCAUGAUUGACUCUAUUAAGUUUGUUGUUCUCCUGUAUCUGCUGACCUAUGUCGGUGUCCAAAUCAAUGGACUGACGCUGGUUAUAACCGCGGUCAUCACCAUUUUCUCCAUUCCUCUGUUGUACAAAAAGCAGCAGGUGCGGCUGAGGAGGAUGGUUAGAGCGGUUAAAGCUUUUGUGAAGAGAAUUAAAAACAUGUGCUUCAGUCUGUAUGAUUCAGUGAGACCCUCUCCUGCCUCUGAACCUGCCCCAAAACCUACACCUGCAGCUGCACCUGCCCCCAAACAGAAAGCCAAGUCCAAGUAACUUGUUGGUCUCAUGUUGAAAGCACCAAGGAUUUGGGAUUUGGAAAAUGUUGGAAUGGUACAUCCUCCGUGGGGCUGCUGGAGGGGCAGCUCAUUUUCAUUUCUCCACCAUGAUGUUUGUUUAUGGGAGCACGAUUUAAUCGAUCCUGACAGCUGAAACAAAGCUUCCAUUCAAUCAAGGACAGGGAGUGGAAGUGCAUGAGGAGAAGAAUUUUAUUUACUGAGAUGCUUUCUGUGGGCAGCAUUUAAUGUAACCAGUUCACACAGUCAUCUACUCCAAGCAGGGACAGCACAGAAUAUCCCUGUUGUUGUUUUUUUCUUUGAUAACAGGUCUAUUUUUACACAACCAGUGAGCACUGUGUUCCUGUUGAGCUGCAGAAUUAUUCAUAACGAAGCAGUGAAGCAUUAUUGCUGCUUUCAUUAUUUAGCAUAAUGUAUUGUUGGCUGGGUAGAAUCAAACUGACAUGAAGAUCACCCGCCAUUAAUUAAGAUUAAUGGUUUUGCGCUUGCUACAUAACCUACGUAACCUAAGUAUUAGAAAAAGCUUUUAAAGCAGCAGCUCCUUACAACUUUUGUGAGACUUAUAUGAGAAAUAAUAAGAGCAGUAUCCUCUGCUCUCCAUGCUAAUUGCAUUUAAUGAGGUACAAACAGUCACUUCCUGCUGCUCUUGAGGCCUUCAAGUGAUUAAAGGUACAAAGUGUACAAAGCAACUCUUAACAAGUGACAGCAACCUUAGCCGUCCGACAGUAACUCAACUGAAUUGGGAUUCAUGGCACAAAGGAUGAUGCUUUAUGGCACAAUACAGCAGUAAUUUCUAUUUUGCAGAUAAGAGAAAACUUUUUUGGCUGUUAUAUAUGAACCAAUAGUUUAAACUUACAAUAACAGUUUUUUAGAGGCUGUGGAAACAAGAUGUGAACACAACAUUUAAAUAUCAUCACUUUUUAAAUUGAUAUAGUGAACUUGUUAGUAAUCAGUUACACAUCCAACAGGCACAGAGCAACAUCAGCAUUCAUUUAGAGUUGUGUUUGUGUCCACCUGUUGAAUAUAAGUCCAAUAUUCACUCCAUUUUUAGAGAGAGAGCUGCCGACAAAUGCUCUCCGCUAUGUUCACCAGCUGGUCAUUAACUUUGUCUGUCAGCUGUUUGGUGCUAAGCAGACAGGGUACAGAGGGGUUUUAAAGUGUUUUAACAUGAAAACAACGGAUGCAGCUGCAAACCAGGCUUGAGAGCAGUGAGAGUGAACCAAAAUAGCCAGCUGUAGGCCAGAAAACCAAAAUAAUGAGCUGAAAGAUGCUAUUCUCAAGAGCUGAGGGGGAAUGAGUUGAGUCGGGUGAUGGGAGUUUGUCACUAGGAAUGUCUUCUUUCACAGUAGUUAUUUAAUCCACUGUUACUAUAAAAAUAUUGAUUAUAGCUGCUUUAAGUUUGCCAGAAUGUAUUUGUCUAUUUUUUUAUUUGUAAUGGGGCAAUGGAACAAGAAAUGCUCACCUUUGGAUUGGCUCUUAUAUCUAACAUAACUAUAACUAACUAGACAACUUUAACUAUUUUCAUGUGGACACACCACCUCCACCCUAUUUCAGUCUGUGUGAACCAGUUGCACUAUAAGCUGUCUUCAGAGGACAUUUCAGUAGAUAAAACUACAAUCUACAGAUUUUAUACCAUUUAUAAAGUAUCAUCAUCAGGUAUUAGACAAAAAGUUAGUUACUUAAAUAAUAGGAUAGGAUUGAGACACAAAAUUUUGAGGCCUUGUCUCACUCCCAAAAAUAAAACCAACAAAUGAAGCAGCGUCGCAACAUGCUGCUGACAGCUUGUGAAGAGAAAAGUGCUUGAGGGGCAGUUUGACAAGGAAGUGGAGGUCACUUUCAUUACAAUACAAAAAUAUCCACUUUAAGAAACCAUUAAAUUCCAUUACUCUUCUGUUUCCAGUGCAGUUUCAGGAAUUUAAUGGACAUCCUGAAGGUAGAAUAAUGGAGAUCACUCCUAUAGCAUCUCAAGAACUUUCUCUUUGAUAGUUUUGUCAGUCUGUAAUAUAACAAUUUAAUACUUGCAGCGAGGAUCUGAUGUUUGUCUGGCACAACUUUAUGUCAUCACUUUCCAGAUCAACCAAACUAAUCAAAAAUGUGGUCCUUGUUUGUUUCCCACAAAGACAUCACCAUAAAAUUACACAAAACAAUUUGUUAAAGUAUCAGUAUUUUGAACAAAAGUAACAGUUCUCUAUGAGUUAAUUUACACAAUUUAAACAAGCGACACUUCAGUUGUUACCCCCGACAUGGGUAGUUGCACUUGUUAACUUGCUGUGCAUUAUGUGGACAUUCAAACUUGGCCUGAUUUCCUCCAACACUAGUUAGUAAAUUGUCACUCCCAUAAACGGUGACAUCAGCGGAAAGACCAACAAAAAUAGAUUAGGGUUGGGUGUGUAUCAAUGGUGGCUUGUUAAAAAUGUCCCGGUGCUUUAAUUGACAUGACGGCGAGUAGAUAAUGACAAAAGUUUUAAUUCUGAGAGAACUAUUCCUUUAUUCUGACAACUGAAUGGUUUUAGCUGCCAAAUCUGAGCCAGUAAACUGUAAGCAGUUAUUUCAGUGCAGCUGUUUAGCCGGCGAGCUGCUGUUAGUGUAUUAGAUUGAUGCUGAUAAACCACAUGGUGCUCACUAGUGGUCAGUGUUUCAGAACUUAAAACGCAGCUGCACUCAUACUAACAUGUCUUAAUGAACUGAAGUUAUUUACUGUAAUUUAACAUUAUGAUCUUCAGACACCUGCUUAUAGGGCAGGCAAAGAGGCCUUUGGUACUUUCAGUAUGAAAAAUAAAUGUCAGUUACCACAAAGAUUUUCUCACUUACUUUAGGUGGAAUCUAGAUCUGCAUAUAGUUUUAGUUUAUUUUGCCCUGAAAACACUUUAUUUUUGACUCAAAACCUGAAAUCAUGAAACCAAAAACUCUGAAAUGUGUGAGAAAAUUAAUUUGGGUGAACCGACCUUUUAAAGAUACACCCGUGCAACAGCUUACCAUAGUAACAGCUGAUAUCGCUUCAAAAAUUAAAUAUUUGUAUCAAUAUAAUAUCCUUUUUAUGGCCUAGUUUUGGCUGUUGAUGUGGAAUUGGCAUCAUUGUGAUAUUUUUCUAUGUCACCUAAUAUAACUGUAAAAUGUGCAACAAAAUAAAAGUGUAAUCAUGAUAUCCCUAGAAAAAUGCUUUACGUGAGGCACGACAGGGCUUAACCUAGAUUGUUUGUUCUCUUAUGGAUGUCACUUUUAUCUUUUGUUUUAGAUUUACUUAUUUCUAUAGGUAUUUAUAAUUUUUUAUUGUUAUUUCCUGUUGUUAUGUUGCUCCCCAAUAAAAGGUUAUUUACUAAAAAUGAAGGUAA